AUGACCAUGACAACUCUUCGGAUACUUCGGCUGGCCAGCAGAUCCAGAUCCCACUGCCAAGCCUGGGGAGCAGCAGUUGAUCAGAGAAGAGGUCUCAGACUGGCUGGGCCGACAUGGGCCAAGCACUGUGCUGCCCAACAUCGCUUGGCAUCGAGCCUUCCGCCAACAGAGGACUGGCGAACAGUGCCGAACGCGCUGACAGCUUUGCGGCUGGUGGCGGUGCCGGGCAUCCUUGCCACCUGGUACCUUGAGCUCCACGGUGUAUCCGCUGCCCUUUUCGGGGCGGCUGCUGCAACAGACUGGUUCGACGGUUUCCUUGCCAGACGGUGGAAUCAAAAGACUGCUUUGGGAGCCCUCCUUGAUCCUCUCGCAGACAAGCUCCUCGUCUCCUCCACCUUGGUCAUCCUUGUGGAGCAUGCGGCAAGCCCUGUUGUCUCGCUGCCAGCGGCGGCGAUCCUGGCACGUGAGCUCGGAGUUUCGACUCUUCGGGAAUGGACCCAAGCGCAUCGGCCCGAGGCUGCCAGCAGCAUUUCAGUUGCCUGGCAUGGCAAGGCGAAGGCAGCGGCACAGCUGCUGGCGCUUCAAGGUUUGCUGGCUGGCAUCGCUUUGAGUGACCUGGAAGCGACGGAAGUCGAUGAGUCUCAGGCAUGGGGCCCUUCGCUGUACAAAGGAAGCCUGCUUCUGCUGUGGCUCGCUGCAGGGCUUACACUGGGCAGUGGUUUUCAGCAACGUGGUCGCAGCGGUUUCUUUCCUGUUCAGAGCGGGAUACGGCAGCACUUGCCAUGGAGCACGCUGCUGGACCAAUGCGCUGAUGCCAUGGAGGUUCGAGUGGAGGCAGCUGAUGGUCUUCCCGCAGAUGCGGUGCUUUCACUGCGGCUUGGGGCCACACGGAGACAAGCUCCCUUACAGAGCGCACUGUCGCACCCACUGCGCUUUUCAACCUUCCUGGAUUCUGCAAGUGAGCCACUUCGCCUCGAUGUCAUGCGACCAAUGUCCACCGCACAGAUUGUUCUGAGGGCCGAGGAGCACCGCUACACCGUGCCCCUCGCAGGUUGUCCUGAAGCGGCAAUCCAGUUCUCGGUGAAGCCUUCCUUUGCCAAAGCUGCAGAGCGAGGUCGGGCGCCCGAUGCAUACAGCGCGCCCACCUUACCAGGCUUCAAGGACGCAGCUGCCUCCGCGAAGGAAUAUCUCGAGAGACACCAUCUCCUUCAGUACAUGCAGUCGCUGCUUCAUGCAGUGAUUCAGGCAAAGCCUAAGGACCCUGUCGCCUACAUGAUGAGUCUUAUGAAGACUUCGCAAACUCGCUCCGAGAGCCGGAGGUCAUCUGAAGAGGUUCCAGAAGCUCGCAGUGACCCAGGACCACGUGCGGCUAGCAAGGAGGUGCUAAUUGGACAAGCUGCUUCCGAUCCAGGCAUUGGGCCCGAGGCGGUGGAAGCGACUCAAGCUGAACCGUGCGCACCCACACAGCAUGCCAGUUGCGGUUCUGGUACAUUGUGCGGGACCACAUAUGAGGACCAACAUGCCUCAGCGCACAAAGAGGAUUUCGUCUUCGACUCCAGUGUUCGCACACCCACCCUCGAGAAACAGCAGGUCGACAUCGAGGAUUCGCCUGCCUCUGCAAGCAAACCUCUUGCCGUGACACGUGUGGCACUCGAUCCGCAGAGGUUGAAAGAAAUACGAGCGAGCCUACAAAGACAGCUGCGAAACACUAUCUCGGAAGGGAAACUGGAAAUGUCUGUUCAGAAGGCACUGGAGUUGAUGACAGGCCCAUCAUUCGAAGCAGAGGAGCACUUGAGGAAUGAACUCAUAAUCCUCCUUUCGGAGAGGAAGGAGUUGACGUCCCGCACACACAGGCUGACGGAGGAGCUACAUCAACUGAGGCAAUUGAACCAGGAUCUUCACCUCAAGCUAUCAAAGAGUAGCGACCAUGGGUAG
This is a messenger RNA of Symbiodinium sp. CCMP2592, 1935 nucleotides long. NCBI's taxonomy places the organism in Eukaryota, Dinophyceae, Suessiales, Symbiodiniaceae. The record is from the annotation of a GenBank genome assembly.